Messenger RNA from Lolium rigidum, 810 nucleotides. Its product is annotated as protein TIFY 6a-like. The coding region runs from base 1 to 810 and encodes 269 amino acids. Gene Ontology annotation, cellular component: nucleus. Lineage: Eukaryota; Viridiplantae; Streptophyta; Magnoliopsida; Poales; Poaceae. The record is from RefSeq and is a predicted model, not a curated record. Gene Ontology annotation, biological process: response to wounding; regulation of defense response; regulation of jasmonic acid mediated signaling pathway. The transcript has 6 exons.
AUGGAGAUGGACUUCCUCGGCCCCCGCUCGUCGCCGUGGCAAGUGAUGCCGCCCGUGCCGCGACGCAACGACGGCGCCGAGCCCUGGCGCUUCGCUGCGCCGCCGCCGAUGCUUCAUGCGCCGGUACCGGACGUGCCUCACCGCUACCCGACGGCGCCGGCCUCCGAGGUUCAUCACGUCGGCGCGCGCGUGCCGCCGUCGCCGUAUCCCCAGGCCUUCCCGUUCGGCAUUCCGGCCUCGUAUCUGCAGGGCUCCCAGGUAGGGGUAGUCCACAAUGCUGCGCCCACGCGCGAUCAGAGGUGCCCCGCCCCGCAGCUGACGAUAUUCUACGCCGGCUCCGUGCACGUGUUCGACAAUGUCACCAAGGACAAGGCUGAGCAGAUCAUGUUCAUGGCUUCCAAGGCGGCUCAAGCAGGCAGCAGCCCUCCAUUCCGUCUGCCGCUGCGGCAAUCUGAAUCAGCCCCAGCCCCAGUCCCAGACGAAAGGCAGAUGGCGCCAUUGGCGAGAGCUUGCAGUGAUCCGGUGCAUCUCAACCUGGACACCGUGCAUAUUUCUCCCGCUGCAGAUGUUCCGCUGGCCAGGAGCGCGUCCCUCGCUCGCUUCCUCGAGAGGCGCAAGCAGAAGCAAAGGGCAGCACAUGCGGCAACACCUUACUCUCGCAGGGAGAUAUCUCCUGGCAGCAUGGACACGUUCCUCAUGCUUUCUCCGGGGAACACAGCGGUGUCUGGCAACCCCGAACUGUCAUGGUUCUUUGGAGACGAAAAGGGAAGCCGCAACGAGGAGGCUCUGGACACCGAGCUGAAGAUGUAG